UUAGAUUUCACCCAGAUAGUGGAGAAGAAACAAUUAGCAGCCUCUAGCUUAGCUCCAUUUCCAUCGGUUGUUAAUUACUUUCCUCAAUCGGCCGGCCAGCCGGCAGGAGAAAGAUCUAGAGAAGAAGAAGAAGAAGAAGAAGAGGAUGGGGAGGGGGAAGAUUGCGAUUGAGAGGAUCGACAACACAACGAACCGUCAGGUGACCUUCUCCAAGCGGCGUGGAGGGCUGAUGAAGAAGGCCCGGGAGCUUGCCAUCCUUUGUGACGCCGAUCUCGCACUCAUCGUCUUCUCUAGCACGGGUCGCCUCUAUGACUUCGCGAGCUCCAGUGGAAUGGAGGCAAUACUAGAGCGGUACCAGGAGGCAAAAGAGGAGCACUGCGGAGUGUUGAAUCCAACAUCUGAGGCAAAGUUAUGGCAGAGGGAGGUUACAACCUUGAGGCGGCAAGUGCAGAACUUACACCACAAUAAUAGGCAAUUGUUGGGAGAGGAGCUAUCUGGUACCACUGUUCGAGAUCUGCAGUUUCUGGUGAACCAGGUUGAGAUGAGCCUUCAUUCCAUAAGAAAGAGGAAGGAGCAAGUUAUGGCUGCGGAGAUCCACGAACUCAACCAAAAGGGAUUGCUUGUUCAGAAGGAAAAUAUCGAACUUGACAAGAAGCUGAGUAUUGCUCAUGAGCAGAACAUAGAGCUGCGGAAGCAGCUUUCCGCGGCCAUGAAAUCGAGUGAGCAGCAAGCCUGCGGAAGCAGCUCAAAAGCUGCUGCCGGAUUAUUGUUGUCUACUAGAGUACGUGAACCAAAUAUUGACCUUGAGUUGCGCCAGCAGGAGCAUGAGGAUGAAUAACAUCUACUAUACGUCCACUGCAUGCACGUCAAGCCGUUAACUGUAUUUUCAGUGCAUGCGUGACCGAACGAAGCUCUUUCGUGUGCAAUUUGCACCUGGUAUGUAGAAACAAUCUUGAAGCACACACCUGCUUAGAGCCAUAUAUAUUUUUUGGUGUAAUAUAUAGAAGCAGCAGACGUAGUAUGUAUGUGAGUCUAAUUACUCGAUAUACACAAGGAGGCAAGAGAAGAUCAAGUAUAUUAUGAACGGACAUGUUUCCCAAACUUAAUCAUGUUUUUGGUUACUUGUAUAUGUUGAUCACAAUUCAGAACCUAAUUAAUGAGCUUCUGUUUUUUGCGUGGGACCUAAUUAAUGAGUUGAAUAUGGAGCUACUAAGUUUUUGUUGCGAGUCAGAUAUCGGCCGUCUACAGAUAUUUGCACAACUUUGGAGGUCACGGUGUAUUAUGUGUUUAGGAAUGGAUGAGAGUAUCCCCAUUUCCAUGCGUUUGAGAUUAUUAGCCACUAGCAGUAUAGUCAAUCCUACCCUAUCAUGUUCUCAUAAGCCCUUCUUUUACUCCGAUAGUAUUCGGAUAACAAUUGAUGCAAAGAAAAUGGAUACAUUUUCAUAUUAUGAUGAAAAGGCAAGUGUAAUAAAUAGAGAAUCCGAUUGUGUCAUGACUUAUUGUUCCAUUUCUACUCUAUGAGAUCUUACGGAAUCUGUUCAUGGAUGACAUGGUUGAGGUAUGAUCAUAAAAAAUAUUCUCCUCCAGUGAACAAGGCUAUCCUACGUAGGUAGGGGGGACUUGCGUGUUGACAUGGUAAAAGACCCACCCUAACAUGCGGCCAUGUAGAGAAAAUGGCUCAUACAUUUCCGUUAUAUUAUGAUACUUACAUCCAAUAAUUAUUUUGCAACUAUACAAUAAAUCAUAUGUAUUUUAGUUUUAGCUCUCAUAUUCAUGUUCCACACAAUCAAAAUUCAAAAAAUAUAUUGCAAUACCCAUAACAAUGCACAGGGUAUGAUCCAGUUUGAGGAGUGAUUGUGCCGAUAUACAAUUGAUCGAUGCCCCAGAUGGAAUUAGCUGGCUUCAUAAUGCUAAAAGAUUUUCAGUGAAGGUUCUUUUUAAUCAUGCUCUUACGUUGAAUGGAGUAAUUGGCUUGUCAUGUUUUUUGGGGUUUUUUAUUUGGUUGGUUCUAGAAGAUAGUAUUUUAACCAAGGGUGUGGUUAGGAAAAGAGGAUGUAAGGUGAUGAUCUUUGUCUCUUUUUUGGGCCACACAAAAGCAAAUACCACCAUUUUCUUUCAUUGCCCGAUUGCAAAAUAUAUCUGGAAUGUGGUUUGACGUGUUGGUGGCUACUUUUUGCAAGUCUUAAGCGCCAGUUAACUAACUGACGCUCAUGCGUGGCUAGCACGGGCCAUAGCCCAAAUAACGAGCGAACGGCUCGGUCACUGGGUUGCACUAGCAAGCUAAAAAGAUCAUCUAGAAAAACCAGUAAUUGUUGGUUUAGAAAAAUCUGACAUCUGGUCUUUUAUAGAUGACAAAAUGCAUAUAUUUAAAAAAUAUUAGCAGAUUUUCUAGGAGUUCAUGAAUUAGUUUUUUUCAAUGAACUUCAAUACUGCUCGUGAAUUUGAAAAAAAUCAUGAAUUGGAAACAAUGUUCAUGAAUUUGAAAAGAAUUUGAAUUAGAAAAAGGUCAACAACUUAAAAGUUGUUCAUGAAUUUUAAAAAUUGUUCAUUAAUU
Molecule: messenger RNA, 2554 nt
Organism: Aegilops tauschii subsp. strangulata
Lineage: Eukaryota; Viridiplantae; Streptophyta; Magnoliopsida; Poales; Poaceae
Product: MADS-box transcription factor 23-like
Biological process (GO): positive regulation of transcription by RNA polymerase II
Cellular component (GO): nucleus
Molecular function (GO): protein dimerization activity; DNA-binding transcription factor activity; RNA polymerase II transcription regulatory region sequence-specific DNA binding
Source: RefSeq, a predicted model, not a curated record